ACUUCCAUUCCAUCGGUCUCUCAGCCCAUUCACACUCACUCUUGUCUUGACACUACUACCUCAACAUCCAUUUUAUCAAGAACAACUCCACUUCUGAUGAAAUAUUGGUAAAAACUUCCAAAUAUCUCUAUCUUAAUUUCCUUUACCAGGUUCACUGAUUGAUUCCUUCCCUUUUCUUUUUUCAUUGAAGAUUUUUGGUUUCCUACUUUCAGAUAUUUUUAGUAGUGCUUUUAAGGAUCCCUGAGUUGUUUUUUACAAGUUGCAGUUUCUUUAGCCAAUUUAAGUACCAAAACAAGAUUUUAGUGGGGCAGAUGUUGCACUAACUAGCAUAGUCCAAGAACCCAAUUUCAGCUUAUCAUUGUGCUCGCUUUUAGUUGUUGAAGGCGCAUUCACAAUUAUAACAAUUUGUCUUUCCAUGGCUACUUUAAGCUUUAGUUGUAUUACUUAAUGCCCUUCAUCUAAAUUUUUGUUUCUGCGGCUGCGCUAGUUUUCUGGAUCUAUAAUCCUUUGUUCUUCACAAUUGUGGAGCAAGCAGCCGCGGGUGAUUAAUUCGCAGAAAAGAAGAAGAUGACAUUAGCUUCAACUGAAAAGGUAGCUUUAGGCUCAUUUGCCUUCGGAAUCUUCUGGAUGUUAGCUGUGUUUCCGGCAGUCCCAUUCUUACCUAUCGGAAGGACAGCUGGUUCAAUGCUUGGUGCCAUGCUAAUGGUCAUGUUCAGAGUUCUUUCUCCAGAUCAAGCAUAUUCUGCAGUAAACCUACCAAUUCUUGGUCUUCUCUUCGGGACUAUGAUUGUGAGCACAUACCUUGAAAGAGCAGAUAUGUUUAUGUACUUAGGCAAGCUGCUUUCCUGGAAAAGCCUUGGUCCCAAAGAUUUACUCUGCCGCGUCUGCUUCAUUUCCGCUAUUUCGAGCGCUUUAUUCACCAAUGAUACCUGUUGUGUUGUUCUCACUGUAUUUGUACUGAAGAUUGCUAAGCAGCAUAAUCUUCCACCUCGUCCGUUCUUACUAGCUUUAGCAUCUAGUGCGAACAUUGGGUCUUCUGCAACUCCAAUUGGUAACCCGCAGAAUUUAGUCAUAGCUCUCCAGAGCAACAUCAGUUUCCAAGAGUUCGUAUACGGGAUUCUUCCUGCAAUGAUUGUGGGAAUAGUUGUGAAUACCUUCAUUCUCUUGUGCAUGUUUUGGAGGGAAUUAUCUGUUCAGAAGGAUGAAGAAGAUGUUGUUUCCGUAAAAGAAGUAGAAGUUUCCAAGGCAGAUGUGACUUCCCACCGCUUCUCACCUGCGACCAUGUCAUUUUCUCAAGAAUGGAACUCUACGUUAGAUGGGGAAAUGACAAACAGCAGAUCAUCUAGAUCAAACAGUUUGGGGGAGUUUGGAAACAGGAUAUCUUCUAGCCUCGAGAUGCGCUCACACCAUGUAGGAAGUGAUUCUGCAAAGAUGCACACUGAAUCAAAAGAGAAUGGUAGUGUUACUGACCCUUUCGCUCGGUUGGAAAAUAUGACUUCAUCUAGGGAAACGAAGGUUACAAUAAUUGAAAUGAGCAAUAGUAAUAAACUUGUUGAUAUUAAUGGUUCGAAAGAUAUGGCGGUAUCUAUUCAAAUUUCAGAAGAAAGGGAGGGUCUUAUAAAGAAAUGGAAGAGGUUGGUAUGGAAAACAUCUGUUUACCUGGUCACAAUAGGGAUGCUAAUUGCACUUCUGUUGGGUCUAAACAUGUCAUGGACUGUCAUAAGUGCUUCCCUUGCUCUGAUGGUUCUUGAUUUUAAAGAUGCAGGACCAAGCCUCGAGAAGGUAUCCUAUGGUCUCCUGAUAUUCUUCUGCGGAAUGUUUAUUACCAUUGACGGCUUCAACAAAACGGGAAUACCAAGCGCCAUUUGGGAUUUUAUGGAGCCUCAUGCACGCAUCAACCAUCCUAGCGGAAUCAUAGUGCUCGCUGUUGUCAUACUUGGCCUCUCAAAUCUUGCUUCAAAUGUACCUACUGUAUUGUUGCUUGGAGCACGAGUUGCAGCAUCAGCGGCGCUAAGCUCUGCGUCAGAUAAAAAGAAAGCAUGGCUAAUAUUAGCAUGGGUGAGUACUGUUGCAGGUAACUUAUCAUUGUUAGGAUCAGCUGCAAAUUUGAUAGUCUGUGAACAAGCUCGUCGAGCCCAUCCAUUAGGUUACGAUCUUUCCUUCCGGAAGCAUCUACAGUUCGGAUUUCCCUCGACUCUGAUUGUCACUGCAAUUGGCUUGUUGCUUAUAAGGGGUUGACAUGAAGCCUUCCUGUUCUUUAAUAUGUACAUAAAUGUAGAAUUGUUAUAAGAACUGCAAAAUAAGCUGAGAAGCGAGAAGCGGAACCAAUAAGCUCAGAUAGUUAAAGAGAACUCAUGUACUGUAAGCUUUUCUGAUUUAUCAAUAAUGCAAGUUCACUAGAGGUGUACACUGUAAUA
This is a messenger RNA of Papaver somniferum (opium poppy), 2417 nucleotides long. RefSeq names its product silicon efflux transporter LSI2-like. Bases 568 to 2238 code for a protein of 556 amino acids. Gene Ontology annotation, cellular component: membrane. NCBI's taxonomy places the organism in Eukaryota, Viridiplantae, Streptophyta, Magnoliopsida, Ranunculales, Papaveraceae. Gene Ontology annotation, biological process: transmembrane transport. The transcript is spliced from 3 exons. The record is from RefSeq and is a predicted model, not a curated record.